GAAGUAAUGACGGAAAAAUAGAAUAGACAGGUUAGUGACACUUAAUUACAUACUGUCAGUAGUUUCAUCGUGUCUUGUUCUCACGUUUCUACCCGUCUCUACCGUCCCUCUAGCAUUUCCCACCUGCCGUCCUGACGAGUUUGAGUGCGGCGAUGGCACGUGCAUCAACGGUACCCGCCGGUGCGACCAUCAGCACGACUGCAGGGACAUGAGUGAUGAGGCUGGCUGCGUCAACGCCACCCAAUGCGAGGGCCCGACCAGGUUUAAGUGCCGCAGCGGGGAGUGUAUCAGCAUGGAGAAGGUGUGUGACAAGCACCGGGACUGCAGGGAUUGGUCAGAUGAGCCUCUUAGGGAAUGUGGCUUCAAUGAGUGCCUGUACAAAAACGGAGGCUGCUCGCAUAUUUGCAAUGACCUGAAGAUUGGCUUCGAGUGCCUGUGUCGUCCUGGAUUUCAACUGGUGGACACGAAGCGCUGUGAAGAUAUCGAUUAGUGUGCCAACCCGGAC
This is a messenger RNA of Etheostoma spectabile (orangethroat darter), 505 nucleotides long. Its product is annotated as low-density lipoprotein receptor. Gene Ontology annotation, cellular component: signaling receptor complex; plasma membrane; apical plasma membrane. The transcript is spliced from 4 exons. Gene Ontology annotation, molecular function: calcium ion binding; protein binding; hormone binding. The coding region runs from base 209 to 490 and encodes 93 amino acids. Gene Ontology annotation, biological process: receptor-mediated endocytosis. NCBI's taxonomy places the organism in Eukaryota, Metazoa, Chordata, Actinopteri, Perciformes, Percidae. The record is from RefSeq and is a predicted model, not a curated record.